AUGAAUCUUCUCCUACCCGCCGCCAUUACAUUCUCUGGGGCCAGUCCUACACGAGUUAUUCGUCUCCUGAGCUCUGUAGGUGUUGCCGUUCUUCAAAAGAGCCAACUCUUCCUGAUUCAAGGCUGUCUGGUAUUCCCUGCCGCUGCAAAGGUAUGGAAAGAAGACCAGACCACCCUCCUUACGGCGAUGCGUGGCAGCAAGCUUCACCUGGCAGGCGACGGCCGUGCCGAUUCUCCCGGCUACUCGGCGAAGUAUGGCACGUACACGCUGCUGGAAACAAACAUCAACAAAAUCCUACACUUCGAGGUUAUCCAGUCAACAGAAGUCAAGUCCAGCAACAACAUGGAAACCGAGGGCCUCAAACGUUCCUUCGACCAUCUCCAGGGCUGGGGGUUCUGCCCGCAUGUGCUCGUCACGGACCGCCACUUUGGGGUGAACGCCCUGAUGAAGAGCAACUACCCCAACACCAAGCACCGUUUCGAUGCAUGGCAUGUUGCCAAAGGCAUCGGGAGCAAGCUGGCCCUCGCGGGGAAAACAAAGCGCAACAGCCUGCUAAACAAGUGGGUCAAGACUGUCCGGGCACACGUUUACUGGUGUGCCCAAACCAGUGAUGACAAUGGUGCACUGGUGCUGGCCAAGUGGAUGUCCUUGAUGCGCCAUGUGGACAAUGUGCACCAGCAUCCCGACCCGCUCUACCCUGCUUGCACGCAUGCCCCAAUCGUUGAAGAACGCUGGUGGCUUCAUAAGGGAACUGAGCCGUACGACGCCCUCGAAAAGGUGGUAAUGUCACGACAGCUGCUGAAGGACAUCCCUAAGCUGUCUGGAAAUGGCCAGACGUACCGGCUCGAGUCCUUUCACAGCCUGCUGCUACGAUUUACCCCGAAGUCGAGCCACUUCAGUCUGGAGGGCAUGGAGGCACGGACUGCCAUUGCUGUCCUUCAUUACAACGCCAACUGGGACCGAAAGCAGGCCACAACCAAGGAUGACAAGGACUGCUUUGUCCUGAAAUUCCCCAAGGCGAGGAAAGGCGAGUGGGUCGGCAACCGAAAAAUGGAGCCUGCGUCCUAUGACUACACCCAGAAGCUGUUCGGCUGCUUCCUGGAACUGGCAGAGGGAGUCCGGACCUACCAGGAGGCCCAGGCCACCUACGUUCCCCGCUCACGAGGGAAGUCUCUGUGCAGCAUUUCCCAGAGGCCAAACAAGGAAGCCGCCGUCCUGGCCCACAGGUCCAGGUUCUCGACUUAG
Ixodes scapularis (black-legged tick) is the source of this 1245-nucleotide messenger RNA. RefSeq lists its product as uncharacterized. Bases 1 to 1245 code for a protein of 414 amino acids. Lineage: Eukaryota; Metazoa; Arthropoda; Arachnida; Ixodida; Ixodidae. The transcript has 7 exons. The record is from RefSeq and is a predicted model, not a curated record.